Cryptomeria japonica (Japanese cedar) is the source of this 935-nucleotide messenger RNA. RefSeq lists its product as uncharacterized. The transcript has a single exon. Lineage: Eukaryota; Viridiplantae; Streptophyta; Pinopsida; Cupressales; Cupressaceae. The record is from RefSeq and is a predicted model, not a curated record. Bases 155 to 622 code for a protein of 155 amino acids.
CGAGGUGGGUCCGCAUCAAACCUCCAAGCAAGAAAAUUAUUCCAAAUAUUCCUUGAUCCGGCCGCUCCUAUGAAAGGGGAAGAUUGAAACCCUAACCCUUGCAAAGCACUAGUAAGGAAGUAUUAGCAAAGAAGGCGAGUAAGCGAGCAAAGGAAUGCAUUUUUUCUUCAUAUACCCAGGGUUCCCUGUAGGACCGGCGGCUGGGUAUGGCGGCUUCUUUGGAGCAGAUCUUUAUUCGCAGUGGCGAGUCUUGCCCACCACAGUCCUACCUGACGGCGAUCCGUCUCUGAACAGCAAAAUACUGAACGCAUACUCGCGUGGAUCUUCCCGCCGCAUGCCAUGCCCCUCUUCACGGCGGCUUCCGGUCGCUCUCAAAACCCUAAAGAUCGGGGAAAAUGAGCAGCUCAAGCAUGGCAAUAAAGCAGAGAGCCCUCGCAGCCCCUGCUUCGAUUAUUUGCCGUUUUAUGACCGGGUGAUCGGCGCUGAUGAUGACAAUGAACGUAAGAUCGGCGCUGAUGAUGACAAUUUUCAUCUUUUGACGGCAAAUAGCUCUGCAGGAAGUAAUGGCUUAUGGGAUCCUCGAUCGUUCGUCGUCGGGAAAGAAGAAAAUCCUGUCUUCUGAUCGGCGUUCAGCUCGCAUCAAACGUGGUAUUGGAAGUCGUCUCUUUUUGCAUACGCAUUGUAUAUAUGCUUUAAUAUACUCACUGUAUAUAUAGGUCUGCUUGAACGCUGCUUGUCUGUAUUUUGUACUGUUUUAGUGUUUGACACAGGGUACUUUAGUAUGCCUGCUACGGCUGUAUAAGGGUAUUUUGUACGGUUUAAAAGUUUUCCAAGUAAGAGUGAAGUGUAUAUAUUAUAUACCUAUGAUCUUUGUAUUUGUUUUAAUUGAAGAGACAUUUGAACUUCAGCCCUUCAGAAGUGAGGGAUUGGGUUAA